AAAUGGCGGCUCGCUCGCGGCGUUGAGAGUCUCGUUCGCUCGGGCUCUUCUCUCCCAUUUACUUGACGCGCCGGCGCCAUCCUCUCUCCCCCCCCCCACCCCCCCCAUUCGAUCGCGGCGGGGGCUGCCAGACACCAUGGACGAGCUCGCCGGAGGAAUGGGGUCGCAUAACAACUCGGGCGGCCCGCCGCUGGGUCCGGGGAGCGGGAAUAAUAACGGCGGUGGAGGAGGAGGAGGAGGUGGUGGUGGUUUAAGGCAGCCGCAGCCACAGCAGCAGCAGCCGCCGCCGCUAACGCUACAGGGACAGGAAGGCGAGCUGCAGCGGCCGCAGUACACCAUCCCCGGCAUCUUACACUAUAUCCAGCACGAGUGGGCCCGCUUCGAGAUGGAGAGAGCGCACUGGGAGGUGGAGAAGGCCGAGCUGCAGGCUCGGAUAGCAUUUUUACAAGGAGAGAGGAAAGGUCAGGAAAAUUUAAAGAAGGACCUAGUAAGAAGAAUAAAAAUGUUAGAAUAUGCUUUAAAACAAGAAAGGGCAAAAUAUCAUAAAUUAAAAUAUGGCACAGAGUUGAAUCAAGGUGACUUAAAGAUGCCAGCAUUUGAAUCAGAAGAAACCAAAGAUACAGAGGUGCCAAGCGUACCUCAGAACAGCCAGCUGACCUGGAAACAAGGCAGACAGUUACUCAGACAGUAUUUACAAGAAGUUGGUUACACAGACACAAUACUAGAUGUACGGUCCCAGAGGGUGCGGUCGUUGCUAGGGCUUUCUGGCUCUGAGCAGAAUGGAUCAGUAGAAACAAAAAAUUUGGAACAGAUUCUUAAUGGUGGAGACUCUCCAUCUAAACAAAAGGGACAAGAAGUUAAAAGGAACUCAGGAGAUAAACCAAGGGUUGCAGACGCUGAAACGUUUAAUUUCUUAGAAAAUGCAGAUGAUGACAGUGAUGAAGACGACGAAGAGGAAGGAGACAUGGUGGAGGACAUCACAGAUGGCAAAGAAAAGCACAGAAUAAACAAGAAACAUAAAGUAAAGAUUGGUAACGAGGGGCUGGCUGCUGACUUGCCUGAUGAUCCUGACACUGAAGAAGCUUUGAAAGAGUUUGAUUUCUUAGUAACAACAGAAGAUGGAGAAGGAGCUGGGGAAGCCAGAAGCUCUGGGGAUGGAACAGAAUGGGACAAAGAUGACCUGAGCCCAUCUUCGGAGCUUUGGGCUGUAGACCAGGGACUAAUAAGUAAACUGAAGGAUCAGUACACGAAGGAACGGAAGGGCAAGAAGGGGGUGAAGAGGGUAAACAGGUCAAAACUACAGGAUAUGAUUGCAGAUCUCAGAGAUGAUGAGCUGCCUCACAUCCCAUCUGGAACCAUCAAUCAGUCCAGACCAACCUCUUCCAGAAUGGCUGAUCAUGACAGCUCAAGAGCAGAAGAAGCUGAACCAUUGACGUUUCCUUCUGGAACGGGGAAAUCCUUUAUUAUGGGUUCAGAUGACGUGCUGGAAAGUGUUCUGGGCCUUGGUGACCUCGCAGACUUGACUGUGGCGAAUGAUGCAGAUUUCAGCUAUGAUUUACCAUCUAAUAAGGAUGCGUUUAGGAAGACAUGGAAUCCCAAGUACACACUUCGUAGUCACUUUGAUGGAGUUCGCUCAUUAGCUUUUCAUCCUGUGGAGCCUGUGCUGGUUACAGCCUCUGAAGACCAUACCCUAAAGCUUUGGAACUUGCAAAAAACUGUCCCUGCCAAAAAGAGUGCCUCUUUAGAUGUGGAGCCAAUUUACACAUUCAGAGCCCAUAUUGGACCUGUAUUAUCUUUGGCUGUCAGUCCUAAUGGUGAACAGUGUUUCAGUGGUGGAAUUGAUGCAACUAUACGAUGCUGGAACAUGCCUAGCCCCAAUGUUGAUCCGUAUGAUACAUACGAUCCAAAUGUUAUAUUAAACACAUUGGUGGCUCAUAAAGAUGCAGUAUGGGGUCUUUCAUUUAGUGGUAUAAAGAACAGGUUGCUAUCUUGCUCAGCAGAUGGCACUAUCAGGUUAUGGAACCCAACUGAGAAGACACCCUGCCUCAGCACUUACAAUGUAGAAAAGGAGAAUGGAAUUCCUACAUCAGUUGACUUUGUAGGUGCGGAUCCUGCCCAGGUUGUGAGCUCUUUCAAUACCGGCAACACAACAAUUUAUGACUUGGAAACAUCUCAGCCUUUGGUCAAACUAGAAUCCCAGGUGGAUGCUGCUUCUCCUUUAGCCAAUCAGAUCAAUAGGGUUGUCAGCCAUCCCACCCUGCCUGUUACCAUCACUGCUCAUGAAGACAGGCACAUUAAGUUUUUUGACAAUAAAACGGGUAAAUUGAUUCAUGCUAUGGUCGCUCACCUGGAUGCUGUAACAAGUCUGGCAGUGGAUCCGAAUGGAAUCUAUUUGAUGUCGGGAAGUCAUGACUGUUCUAUUCGCUUAUGGAACUUGGAUAGCAAGACAUGUGUUCAAGAAAUUACUGCCCAUCGGAAGAAGUGUGAUGAAUCUAUUUAUGAUGUAGCCUUUCAUCCAUCCAAGGCGUAUAUUGCUAGUGCAGGAGCAGAUGCCCUUGCUAAAGUGUUUGUGUAACAAUUGCUAAAAACGUCUGCCUCCAUAACAGCGGUGAGCUGGAAAUGAACAGGAAUCAUUUCACUGCCAUUAGUUACCCGGUUAUCGUGCGACACUAAGUACCGUAUGUUCUGCCUGAACAAUGGUCUUCAUUGUAGACCAGUAUGGGCAGGUGCUGAGUGGUCAAGUAUCAGCAAAUCCUCGAAUAAUGUCAGGCUAACUCAUUUACCUGUAAUUACUGUAAUUAAAAAAUAAACCAGUAUUUGUAGCCUUGACUGGAUUUGAACUGAGCUAAUUUACUGUUAUGUAGGUGUAUUCAAAGUCAUGUGGAAUUUAUUCUUACAGCAGUAAAUUCUUUGGGCUCUUGUGUCCUGCCUUAUGGUUAGGAUUGUGGUGCAAUGGUGGGGAGUGAGCUUUCAGAUAAACCAUAGAAUGCCAUCCUUCAAUUCCUUUAUUAGUUUUGCAGCACCAAGCAUACUUUUAAUCAACUUUCAACAUUAAAAAGAAAAUAGAAAUUAAAAUAUAUUUUAACCUUAAUUUUACAGAAUUUUUUGACAGGAUGUCUAGUUUUUAUAAGUCUUUUGUAUAUUUUUCCUGUCAGAAUAAUGCUCCAAACAGGGUUAAUACUGAAUGUUUCAUUGGCUUUAAACACAAUCAAACCACCCUCACUGACCCACUAUUAUGUAACCUCAUUCUUCCAUUCUCCAGCUUAAAUAGNAAAAAAAUCCUCAGUGAGUCCUUCCACGUGGAUGCUACUUUAACAUCAGUAAUAAAAGCUGUUAAAUGUAAUCAUUGAAAACUGUAAAAUGUGUUGAAAUGGAACACAGAGGGUUUAUUGCCCAUUAUUAACUCUUUUAAAAAAAUUAUAGCAUCCUAUCACUAUGUGAUAUUUUGUACAUCUUACUGUAUUUACAAGUUUAUUUAUCAAGGGUUAGCCAUCUUAAUGCUAUUGGCCUACUGUUAUUUAUUUCACUUUUCUGUUGGUCUUUAUAUCCUACAUGUAUUGUGUGUGUUAACAGACCCUGUAUAUCUUUGUCUAACAUGGGACUCUGGGAGAAGACUAGAGAGUUCUAAAUAUAGGCUUAAGAUGGAACAUUGUUUAUAUCACAGCCCAAGAUUUCCUGUCCGAUUUACUUGUUUUUAGGGGUUGACCCUAAUCCGUGGAACUGAAGAAUUUGUGUGAAAUCUGGAGUGAAAAAGGUUUUAUUUUGAAUUAAAAUAUAGGAUACAGAAAUAGCCAAAUCAAGAUUCAGAAAUCUGCUGUGUUUGGUCUAGCUACCCCUGCUUUACAGAAGUGCUUCACUUUAUGGUGUAACUAAAGAUUUUGUUUGUGUAAUGCAUGAUUAAUACAAUAAAGUAUUUUUUCUAGUCUUCCACGGAAAGAUUUCUGAUGAGUUUGCGAGUUCUGAUGAGUUUUGUAAGGUUUUUGUUUUAAAUACAUGAUUAAGUAAAUUUUUAAGAUUGUACCACAUAGCUAAAAUACAGCUGUUUAAAAGUAAUGUAUAUAAAAUGCAUAUAAUAAAUAUUAAAUGGUGUACCUGUAAAUUAGUGUUUGUUACAUUACUUGAGUUGUAUAGCUUCAAAAAUGCUUUCCUUAGUAUUUUGUGGAAUCCCGAGUGUCCUAAUUGUGUAAAAUAAGAUCAUGUUGAAAUGAUGUCCCUUCUUUUAUCAUCUAUCUACUUAGAAAGGGGAUUUGGAAAUAAAAAUAUAUCUUCUGGGUGUAACUGCAUUUUCA
This is a messenger RNA of Callorhinchus milii (elephant shark), 4289 nucleotides long. It is a transcript of the gene strn3, whose product is annotated as striatin, calmodulin binding protein 3. Bases 137 to 2575 code for a protein of 812 amino acids. Gene Ontology annotation, molecular function: armadillo repeat domain binding; calmodulin binding; protein-containing complex binding. The record is from RefSeq and is a predicted model, not a curated record. The transcript is spliced from 18 exons. Gene Ontology annotation, cellular component: dendrite. Lineage: Eukaryota; Metazoa; Chordata; Chondrichthyes; Chimaeriformes; Callorhinchidae.